Messenger RNA from Lepidothrix coronata (blue-crowned manakin), 2954 nucleotides. RefSeq names its product mediator complex subunit 15 (gene MED15). The transcript is spliced from 18 exons. The record is from RefSeq and is a predicted model, not a curated record. The coding region runs from base 77 to 2506 and encodes 809 amino acids. NCBI's taxonomy places the organism in Eukaryota, Metazoa, Chordata, Aves, Passeriformes, Pipridae.
CGCGGCGGCGGCGGAGGGACCGGAGCGGGGCGGGGGGAACGCGGUCGGUGCCCGGCCCUCGGUGCCCGCGGUAACGAUGGACGUGACCGGGCCCGAGACCGACUGGCGCAGCACCAACUUCCGGCAGAAGCUCGUCAGCCAGAUAAUUGUGCCUUUGAUGACCCAAGAACCUCUUCAGUACUGGGCUCUGUGUGACUGCAGACCCAAGCAGGACUUCCAAGAUCAAGGAAAAGCCAGAGACCAGUUAGUGGCUCAGCUGAGUGAGAAGAAAGAAUGUCUGAACAGAAAUAGAGAUGAGAAUGUGGAGAACAAUAAGAAAUCUCAAGCCUCAGUCAGUGAUCCAAUGAAUGCCCUGCAGAAUCUAACUGGGGGUCCCACAGCAGGGGCGCCUGGGAUGGGCAUGGCUUCCCGAGCUCAAGGAGCACCCAUGACUGGGAUGAGUGGCCUUGGUCCAAUGGGACAGCAGAUGAGUCUCCCAGGGCAGCAGCAGCCUCCUGGAACCUCGGGAAUGGCCCCUCAUGGUAUGCCUGGUGUCUCUACAGCUACUCAGCAGAACCAACUUCAGCUCCAGCAGAUUGCCCAGCAGCAACAGCAGCAGCAGCAGCAAUUCCAGCAGCAGCAGGUGGCUUUGCAGCAGCAGCAGUUCCAGGCCCAGCAGUCAGCCAUGCAGCAGCAGUUCCAGGUCCAGCAGCAGCAGGCAGCGGCCGCUGCGGUGGCACAGCAGCAGCAGCAGCAACAGCAGCAGUUGCAAGCUGUCCAGCAGCAGCAGCAGCACAUGCUGAAGCUGCAGAUGCAGCAGCAGCAAAACCAACAGCAGCAGCAACAGCAGCAGCAACAACUACAGCGGAUUGCCCAAAUGCAGCAGCUACAGGCACAGGCCAUACAGGCACAACAGCAGCAGCAACAGCAGCAGCAGCAGCAGCAACAAAUACCACCACAACAGAUACAGCAGCAGCCACCUCAACAAGUCAUGCAACAGCAGAUACAACAGAUGCAGCAGCAGCAACAACAGCAGCAACAGCAGCAGCAGCAGCAACAACAACAGGUUGCUCAGGCACAACAGUCUCAACUUCCACCACAAUCCCAGCCUCAGCCCCAGCCCAUGGUAUCUCAGCCACAGGCAAUCUCAGGACAAAUUCCCAGUCAGGUUAUGCCUGUUACUCUUACACCACAGCAGUUAAAAGCCAUGCAGGUAAGAGCUCAGCUGGUGCAGCAGCAGCAGCAGGCAGCGGCAGCAGUGCAGGCAGCUCAGGCCCAGGCUGCUCAGAUGGGAGCUUCAGGGCAGAUGAUCACCGCACCUAUGGCCCGAGGUGGGAUGCAAAUCAGACCACGGUUCCCGCCUACCACCGCUGUGUCUGCUACAGCACCAAGCUCCAUUCCCUUGGGCGGACAGCAAAUGCCACAGGUCAGCCAGAACAAUAUUACCAUGAUGUCAUCGCCAUCUCCUGUCCAACAAGCUCAAACACCCCAGUCAAUGCCUCCACCACCACAGCCACAGCCCUCACCUCAGCCAGGCCAGCCCACUUCCCAGCCAAAUUCAAAUGUCAGCUCUGGCCCUGCUCCCUCACCCAGCAGCUUUCUCCCCAGUCCAUCUCCACAACCAUCCCAGAGCCCAGCAGCUGCACGAACACCUCAGAACUUCAGUGUCCCAUCCCCAGGUCCUCUAAACACUCCAGGAAAUCCAAAUUCUGUCAUGAGUCCAGCCAGUUCUGGUCAGUCAGAGGAGCAACAGUAUCUGGAAAAACUCAAACAGCUGUCAAAGUACAUUGAGCCACUCCGGAGGAUGAUCAAUAAAAUAGAUAAAAAUGAAGACAGGAAGAAGGACCUGAGUAAAAUGAAGAGUCUCUUGGAUAUCCUGACUGACCCUUCAAAACGGUGCCCCCUGAAGACGCUGCAGAAAUGUGAAAUUGCUCUGGAGAAGCUGAAAAAUGAUAUGGCUGUGCCUACUCCACCGCCCCCCCCAGUGCCCCCAACCAAACAGCAGUACUUGUGUCAGCCACUGCUGGAUGCUGUUUUGGCCAACAUCCGUUCCCCAGUGUUCAACCAUUCCCUGUACCGAACGUUUAUGCCGGCCAUGACCGCAAUCCAUGGACCGCCCAUCACGGCCCCAGUUGCUUCCCCUCGAAAACGGAAAUAUGAAGAGGAUGAAAGGCAGACCAUUCCAAACGUCUUACAAGGAGAAGUUGCAAGAUUAAAUCCUAAAUUCCUGGUGAACCUGGACCCUUCCCACUGCAGCAAUAAUGGCACAGUUCAUCUCAUAUGCAAGCUAGAUGACAAGAAUCUUCCAAAUGUCCCACCACUCCAGCUCAGCGUUCCAGCGGAUUAUCCAGAUCAGAGCCCUCUGUGGAUAAAAAACCCCAGACAGUAUGCAGCCAACCCCUUUUUGCAGUCAGUGUAUCGAUACAUGACUUCAAAACUAUUGCAACUUCCAGACAAGCAUUCAGUCACAGCACUCUUGAACACCUGGGCACAAAGCAUUCGCCAGGCCUGCCUCUCUGCUGCAUAACAGCUCACUUUCUAAAUCAUGAAGCAAGAAAAAAGGUCUCAACAGCUGGCCUCUUCCACAUAUCACUGGAAUUACCACAGUUUGGGGAGGUUACUUCAGAAGAAAGAAGCCUUAUGUUGUUUUGUUUCUAGGUGUCAGGUUCAGUAGAGAGCCUGAUGUUAGACUUAGCCUUCAUGCUUUUUAUCUUCUGCCUCAGUGGACUUUUGCCAGCAUUCUCAAAUAUACAAAAUGUGUAUAUAUGGUUCUUGAGACUGUAUUUCAGAUGAGUUUUUAUUGUCUUCUUAGAGAAGAAAUUAUUUGUGGACUUCCAUCAGGGAGUCUGGUAUAAGAGGGAGUAGGGAGAAAAUGUCCUAAUUUGCUUCAGAGUUUGCUCAGUGCCAGUAUUCCUUUCACACUGUAUGUUUUGUGACCUCAUACUGCCCCAGAAAUAAAUUAGCUGCAACUAGAA